This is a messenger RNA of Odobenus rosmarus divergens (Pacific walrus), 2668 nucleotides long. It is a transcript of the gene NEXN, whose product is annotated as nexilin (F actin binding protein). The record is from RefSeq and is a predicted model, not a curated record. Bases 287 to 2314 code for a protein of 675 amino acids. The transcript is spliced from 13 exons. Gene Ontology annotation, biological process: mitochondrial fusion. NCBI's taxonomy places the organism in Eukaryota, Metazoa, Chordata, Mammalia, Carnivora, Odobenidae.
UGCAGCCGGCACUGGGCCCGCCUGGAAUGCGGGGACAAGCUGCGCACCAGGACUUUUAUGGAAACUUGCUGGUGGAGACGGCGGCGGCGGCGGCGGCGGCCAAAGGGCUCCCAGCGGCCGGAGUGGCAGCGGCAGCGGCCGGAGCGCCCAGACCCCCGCCCACACCCAGGCGCAGGACGCGCACAGCCUCUCCGCGCGCAACGAGGACACUCGCUUGUCGCCGGCUCCUGGCGGGUGCAAAAAUAUACAAAACUCCAAAAUCACCCUGAGACCACAUACAGCAAACAUGAAUGAUAUUUCCCAAAAGGCUGAGAUUCUGCUUUCUUCAUCUAAACCUGUCCCAAAAACCUAUGUGCCAAAACUUGGCAAGGGUGAUGUAAAGGAUAAGUUUGAAGCCAUGCAGAGAGCCAGGGAAGAAAGAAAUCAAAGGAGAUCUAGAGAUGAAAAACAAAGAAGAAGAGAACAAUAUAUUAGAGAGAGAGAAUGGAACAGGAGAAAGCAGGAGAUUAAAGAAAUGCUUGCUUCUGAUGAUGAGGAAGAGGUAUCUUCGAAAGUAGAAAAGGCUUAUGUCCCAAAGCUAACAGGAACUGUUAAAGGUAGAUUUGCUGAAAUGGAGAAACAAAGACAAGAGGAACAAAGAAAGAGAAUGGAGGAGGAACGAAGACGCAGAAUUGAGCAGGAUAUGUUAGAGAAGAGGAAGAUCCAACGUGAAUUAGCAAAAAGGGCUGAGCAGAUUGAGGACAUAAACAAUACGGGAACUGAAUCAGCACCAGAGGAAGGAGAUGAUUCACUACUUGUAACAGUGGUACCUGUCAAAUCACACAAAAGUUCUGGAAAGAUGAAGAAUUUUGAGGAUCUAGAGAAAGAACGAGAAGAAAAAGAAAGGGUCAAAUAUGAAGAAGAUAAAAGAAUAAGAUAUGAAGAACAACGGCGAUCUCUCAAGGAAGCAAAGUGUCUUUCAUUGGUCAUGGAUGAUGAACUAGAAAGUGAGGCAAAAAAAGAGUCCCUUUCUCCUGGAAAACUGAAACUAACUUUUGAAGAAUUGGAAAGACAAAGACAAGAAAACCGAAGGAGGCAAGCUGAAGAGGAAGCAAGACAACGUUUAGAAGAAGAGAAGCGUGCUUUUGAAGAAGCAAGGCGGCAAAUGGUAAAUGAAGAGGAGGAAAACCAAGACACAGAAAAAAUUUUAAAAGGGUACCGCCCUGGUAAACUCAAACUCAGUUUUGAAGAAAUAGAAAGACAAAGGAGAGAAGAUGAAAAAAGGAAGGCAGAAGAAGAAGCCAGGAGGAGAAUAGAGGAAGAAAAGAAAGCAUUUGCUGAAGCAAGGAGAAGCAUGGUAGUAGAUGAUGACUUCCCAGAGAUGUAUAAAACAAUUUCUCAAGAAUCUCUUACACCGGGAAAACUGGAAAUUAAUUUUGAAGAAUUACUAAAACAAAAAAUGGAAGAAGAAAAACGACGAACAGAGGAGGAAAGGAAGCAUAAACUAGAGAUGGAAAAACAGGAAUUUGAACAACUGAGACAAGAAAUGGGAGAGGAAGAGGAAGAACAUGAAACCUUCGAAUUGAGUAGGGAAUAUGAAGAAUUAAUCAAAUUGAAAAGAAGUGGCUCUAUUCAAGCCAAAAAUCUAAAAAGCAAGUUUGAAAAGAUUGGACAAUUGUCUGAAAAAGAAAUACAGAAAAAAAUAGAAGAAGAACGAGCAAGAAGGAGAGCAAUUGACCUCGAAAUUAAAGAGCGAGAAGCAGAAAACUUUCAUGAGGAAGAAGAUGUUGAUGUCAAGCCUGCAAAAAAAAGUGAGGCCCCAUUUACUCAUAAAGUGAACAUGAAAGCUAGAUUUGAACAAAUGGCUAAGGCAAGAGAAGAAGAAGAACAAAGAAGAAUUGAAGAGCAAAAGUUACUACGGAUGCAGUUUGAACAAAAGGAAAUUGAUGCGGCACUACAAAAGAAAAGAGAAGAGGAGGAGGAAGAAGAGGGUGGUAGCAUCAUGAAUGGCUCCACUGUUGAAGAUGAGGAGCAAACGAGAUCAGGAGCUCCGUGGUUCAAGAAGCCUCUAAAAAACACAUCGGUUGUAGACAGUGAGCCAGUUAGAUUUACUGUUAAAGUAACAGGAGAACCCAAACCGGAAAUUACAUGGUGGUUUGAAGGAGAAAUACUGCAGGAUGGAGAAGACUACCAAUAUAUUGAAAGAGGAGAAACUUACUGUCUUUAUUUACCAGAAACUUUCCCAGAAGAUGAAGGAGAGUAUAUGUGUAAAGCAGUCAACAACAAAGGCUCUGCAGCUAGUACCUGUAUUCUUACAAUUGAAAGUAAGAAUUAAUCACUUAAUCUAGAACUUUUAUUCUAUUUAAAUUUUUUUCCUUAAAAAAAAAAAAUCACUUUUCUUCUUCUCUUUUUUAGCUGACGACUACUAGCUCCCCUUCCCUCUCCCUGGAACUUUCUCCCCCCCACCCCCGACUUUCUUACUACACCCAUGUUUUCUGUGGCGGGGCCAAAAUGGAAACCAGAAGUGCCACUAUGUUGACUUUUUAUUCCUUUUCAUAAUAGUCUUCAAAACACAAGCUCAUCUAAGGAAUAACUUCUUCCUUUCCAAAUGAUCACCAGAUUCAUCGCCAUAUUACGCAGAAGUUAAGGUGUAUCUAAUGGGGUAAAGUGGAAAAUUUACUCAAUUAUU